Lingula anatina is the source of this 1088-nucleotide messenger RNA. RefSeq lists its product as uncharacterized. NCBI's taxonomy places the organism in Eukaryota, Metazoa, Brachiopoda, Lingulata, Lingulida, Lingulidae. Gene Ontology annotation, biological process: cell adhesion. The record is from RefSeq and is a predicted model, not a curated record. Gene Ontology annotation, molecular function: carbohydrate binding.
GCGAUGGCUCUAGGCAGGUGAUGGCUUUAAGUCCAGGCACGCUGUGUCCAGAUUAAGUGGUCAGUGUAACUGUUUUUGUUUGGAAAACGUGCCGCUGCUCGCAGCUUGUAGACCGCGCUGUAUGAUUUGUCUGUGACCAUUUCACGUUGAAAGGGUUGAUUUUUCUAACGACUACAACAACUGGAUAAUGACAUUAACGCAGAAAACUAUAUUCUUCAGUUAAAAGGUUUGUCAUUUCAAAUCUCGUUUUAUGCUCGGUGGUAUCAAUGUUUGUCACACAUGACUCCAAAGUUGUGUAAAUUUGUGUUUUGCAUAAAUAGUGUUUGACGUUUCCCACCGUGCUGUUCUAAGCCAACACGUUGGAAGUCCAAGAUGAAGAGUCUGUCAUCCAUAAUUGUGUGUCUUCUAUUGGGUUGUGCUCCGUACGUCACAGCUAAGUGUCAGCUAGGUCAGGUUGCAAGUGCCUACUGCCAGCACAAUGGGACUCCGUGUAACUGGGUCCACGAGGUGAAGUUCCCCAUCCGGUUUGACUUCACGCCCACGAUCUUCGCAUCACUAGCCGGUAUAGAUGCAAGAUCCGACAGAAACCUCCGACUUCAAGCUCUCGUUUCCAAGGUCACCCAGGCGGGGUUCACGCUGACGUUCAGCAGCUGGGCGGAUACCCAUGUGUACCAUGCCAUGGCAACCUGGAUAGCAUGUGACGAGCAACAGAUUACGGACAAGGAAUCACUAGUUGGGUAAAGCAGACGACACCCAAACAGCAACCGAAAUUUACAUCUGUUUGACUGAAUUGUCUCAUAUAGUUUAUUCGCAAGACGCGCAACCCAAAAGUAAAUAGACAGAAAUUAAAUCAAAUUAACUCGUAGCAGAAUUGAUUAAGCAGAUGAUUUUAGGUAAAGACGCCAGUAGCUUACCGCCAGCAAAGUUACUCUUACUCCAUGCGUGUGUGCGCUAGCAAAGUUACACUUACUGCGUGCGUGUGCGCGCGCGUUUGUGUAGUAGGGAAGGGAAUAAUUCUCACGUAGUUCGAGCAUAACAAUAAUUACUUGAUAUCAGCGCGAUGUAAUAGUGAACGUUCAAUAAAUACA